AUGGUCGCUCAGAACCAGAGUUUGGCGGUUACAAACCGCUUGCAUCUCAUAGGCGGACGGUCUGUGCUUCUCGAGGAGGGCGUCGCGGGAAACGAUGCGACAAACGCCUACUUUAGCCUCCACCGAAAAGAAGUUGUGCAAAACCCCCAGUACCAGCGUCUCCAGAUCGGCGUCCUCGAAGGCGGAGUCGAGCAUUUAGGCCUGAACGACAACGGAUUACUGAGCAAGCUUCCCUACGCCGAGCCGAGUUGGUUGGUGAAUGGCUUCCACUCGCCCUACUUCACCGACAACCAUAGGACGUUCCAAGUCACAGUGAGGAAGUUCGUCGAUGAGGUCUGCCCCGACGCGCAGCUCCGUGAAGACGGGAAGAGGCCGUCGCAGCAUGUCAUUGACGAGAUGGCACGCCUGAAUAUCAUUGUGAUGCGCUUGGGAUCGGGAAAGCAUUUGAAAGGACGUGAGUUGAUGAGCGGGAUCGUCAAGCCUGAAGAGUUCGACCAGUUUCACGAGCUGAUACUUUGGCAAGAGCUCGGACGCAUACAUGCGCGUGGUUAUAGCGAUGGGCUUGGGAGAGGGUCGUGUAUCGGUCUGCCUCCCCUAAUCAACUUCGGUAGCAAGUUCCUAAGUGUUACCAUCGUGCAGGAGAAGUUCAUCUGCCUAGCCGUGACGGAGGCGUUUGCGGGAAGCGACGUCGCUGGAAUCAAGUGCUCUGCGACUCGGGCAGAAGGUGGAUGGGUUGAAAGUGAGUUUGCCGGCUUUAAAUGGAUUACGAACGGCACAUGGGCUGACUACUUCACUGUCGCGUACCAUGCAGAAGGAGAUUACAUGGUGCUGGUCGUCCCACGGCAAGAAGGCCUCACAACCAAGCCAAUUCAUACUUCGUAUUCAAUCACAGCUGGAACUGCUUUCGUCACUUUCGACAAUGUUUCUGUGCGGAACGAGUUCGUGGUGACAGAGAAGAAUGGUCGGCAGCUCGUUUUCAGCAAUUUCAACCAUGAACGAUAG
Molecule: messenger RNA, 1002 nt
Organism: Cyclocybe aegerita
Lineage: Eukaryota; Fungi; Basidiomycota; Agaricomycetes; Agaricales; Hemipholiotaceae
Source: the annotation of a GenBank genome assembly